Molecule: messenger RNA, 2085 nt
Organism: Closterium sp. Naga37s-1
Lineage: Eukaryota; Viridiplantae; Streptophyta; Zygnematophyceae; Desmidiales; Closteriaceae
Source: the annotation of a GenBank genome assembly
AUGUUGAGUUCUGUUGAGGAAACCAGCGCCGGUCUGGUUAUCAUGCACGAAACCCAUGCUGUGUACAAGCAUUUCCUUGUGAAAGCCGGCGACGACAGCGACCACGCCACCAAGGUGUGCAUGUACUGUCGCCACAAGUUCACGGGCGGUAUGUACCGCGCUGCUCAGCACAUCACCAGCUGGAAGGGUAUGCGGCGUCGUGAAAUCCGCCUCUGCGAGGAAGCUCCCAAGACCGCGCGGGAUGGAGUGAAGUCACAGUACGAGACGAAGUCCAGGACCCGGGACCAGAAGCGCGCGGCUGAAGUCUCGGCCGUUGCUGCAGUUUCCGGUGCUUCUGGCGAGGCGAAGAAGUCUCGCAUGACCGAUUUCUACGGCGACGCGUCAGCCUGCAAGAAGAACGAUGCCGACGAGUCGAUCUGCCUCGCGUUCGCUGCUCUGCGCCUCCCCGAACACCAUGCGGACCACCCUGUUUGGCGCAACAUGGUCUCCUGCAUUGCGCGUGCGGGCGAAGGCUACCUCGCACCGAGGCGUCGCUACGUCGGCGGCGUCGGGCUCCAGAAAUGUCGUAAGCGCAUUGAGGCGGCGCUUGCUCCUAUCGCGGCGAGCUGGCGGCGGGAUGGCGUAACGGUGUCAAGCGACAUGAUGACUGAUCGUAACGGCCGUCCGCAAGCCAAUGUCCUUCUGAUCAACGACAGUGGCGCGGUCUUCGCUGAGACAAUCGACACACGGAUGGAAUCGAAGACGGGAGGUUACAUCGCGGGGCUUCUCCGUCCCAUUCUCAAGAAAGUCGGACCGGAAAAUGUGGUGGCAUUUUGCAUGGACGGCGGCUCGAACUAUGCGGUGGCGUGCAGGGAGCUGAUGGAGGAUUACCCCCACAUUGAGUACAUACCUUGUGCUACCCACGUCCUCGAUCUGUUGAUGGAGGACGUGGGGAAGAUGGACUGGGCGAAGAACCUUGUCACCCGCGGGGGAGAGAUCAUCACCUUCACGCGCAACCACCACUUCACGCGGGGGUAUUUGCGAAGCUCCGAGGUCAAGGGCGGGAAGGGCAAGCAGGUCCUGAAACCCGCGGGCACUCGCUUCGGGACGCAAUUCAUCGCUAUUUCCCGCCUUGUCGAAGUCCGUGCUGCCCUCGUGCAGAUGGUUUUAAGCGAUGAAUGGAAGGAGUGGGCAACAGGGGCAAGGAGUAAAAGCGCGGACACUUUCCGCGAGCACAUCAUGGACGAGGCUUGGUGGAAGAAGGCCGAGUUCUUCACCAAGCUCAUGGCGAAGCCGUUCGCCGUCAUGCGGGCUACGGAUGCUGCGACAAAGGGGAUGAUGGGGCGCCUCUACGACGCCAUGCUGCAGCUCACCGAGGACGUGGAUGCAAUCCUCGAGGAGCACUCCGCGGGUCACCUGACGAGGGCGGAGGUUAAGGAGAUCCGCCUCAUCGUGAAGGAUAGGUGGGAUAAGUGCUUGGCGUGCCCCUUGCAUGUGGUUGGCAGGAUCUUGAAUCCGGUCAACCAAGAGGAGGGCAUCUUCAGAAACGACAUCGAAUGCACGCGCGUGCUGAAGGGCUACAUCGCCAAGCACUACGACCACCUCACCAUCACCGCGAGCGACGGCGAGGAGCGCCGUGCCUCUCUUGUGCUGCAGGAGGAACUGACGGCGUACCUGACCCUGCAGGGGAGUUUCGGGCUGCCCACCGCCUUGGAAGACCGCGCGGCUGUGAAGGCGGGGAAGAUGACGGCCGUCCAGUGGUGGAAUUGGCACGGCACAGAUGCGCCCCACCUUGCUACGUGCGCAAUCCGCAACCUUUCGCAGCCGGUGUCUGCGUCGCCCUGUGAGCGCAAUUGGUCCAUGUGGGACGCGGUCCACACGGCAAGGCGCAACCGCCUCGGGUCCGAGAAGUGCAGGGACCUCGUAUAUGUUGUGCACAACUGGCAGGUUGUGCACAAUUGGUACAAGGUCCCUGAGGGGCAGCGGGUGGUCAAGGGCAACAUUCCUGAGGCGCCCCUUCCCGAGGGCUACAAGGUGGAGGAGGAUGGGGCGGAGGAGGAGGUUGGGGAGGAAGAGGACAUGGUUCUUGAGGAUGAGUAUGCAUAG